GUGCUCCGGGCUGCGCGCGCGCAGCCUGACGCACCUCCCUGUUGCUGCUGGGUAUGAGCGCACGGUGAAGCGCUCGGCUGUCCGUGUGCUAUCGGCGCUGAGUGGUCCAGUGUGCCUCGGGUCCGGCGUUGUCAGCUGUAAUGAGGCAGUGCAACGUGUCGCACCGGACGGACCCCCUGACGCAUCGCACUUUCUCCUCUUCGUCGCUGAAGAAGAUGGUGGCUGGCGGCUAGUUCCAACUUCGGACUCCUUGGGGGUUUUUUGUGCGUGUUUUUUUUUUUGUUGUUGUUUGUUUUGUUUUGUUUUUUUUCAUCCUUGGCGAAGCGCACUGAAAUCAGUUGUUGAGCCGCUGCCAUUGAUCCAGGACAAAGAGCAGCUUUGUCAUGCAAGGCAGAGAAGGCUGCCCGGGACGUCUACACCGAGAUCCAGCUGAAAGGCCAAGGGGUGUUCUGUCAUGACGGAAGUAGAGCCAGUGUUGGACUUUGCGUCCUCGGGGCGCUCGGGGAGAAGAAAUGCCCUGCCUGACAUCCUGGGCUCUCCGGCGGGUGUAAACCCUGGUGACCUGCCUCUUAAGCUGGCUGAGCUGUCCCUCAAAGAUGGUCCGGGAGGGGCCCAGUCACCCACGGCGGAGGAGCCUCCAGCGCUGCCGGAGAGCUCAGAGGGGAAAGAGGGAUCGUAGGGACUUGUUUAUUUACCUCCCCGGAGACCUGCGAAGAUAACCUGAGAGACGGGAUGAGGAGCGAGAUAGAGGACGACCUGUGGGAGAAAGAGUGAUUAUCUGUGGAGAGUCAGCCUGUUUGCGAAGCAGCUGAGCCACGGAGGGAGAGUGAUGGACCGACUCCCGCAGGACUGGAGCCAGGGGCUUAGGACUGUUUGGCACCGAGACGUCACUUAGUUAUGAACCGAUGAGAGUGUGUGUGCGGGUUAAACACUCACUUCAGACACUACACUGAGAAUCAAAGGGACCAUGACAGAUUGUAUACUGUACACUAUUUUUUUAUGAUUUAUUUAAGAAAAAAUAGGAACUCAAAGUCAGACUGUACCAUUAUCUGGCAUUUCCUGCUGAUUUUUGUAUGCUAGUGGUUGUGUUAUUUAAAUUUACAAUAGUAGGAGGGAGUUUGGUAGCAGCAUUUAGUGGCUUGAAGCUUUUUUUUAACCCAACUGGAUGCAAAACGGCUCAUGUGACAUAAGAAAUCAGUAGAUUUAAGAAAAAACGGGAAGUCUUUGUGUUGUCUCGCUCACUUCUGCUUUUACACUAAAUGUGUACGAUCUACUGUAUGUUUUCAAAUCUGAGGCUGUUGUACAGUGUAUCCACAUUGCAAAAUGUACAGUUUUUACCCCACGUCACCAGACUGUUUUGAUCUUAGCAACAACAACCAGGGAUUUGAUCCAUUUUGUUUUUUAGGCGUCCAUACGGUGCGAGGCGAUAAGUGGAAGUCUGUAUCUUUCAGAGACAUUCCUUUAGAGAAUAGUGUCCCACUGCCAGCGGUGUUCACACCGCUCCAUGAUAAUACUUAGAAAAGUCAGAGAUUUCCUUUUGUUUUUUCGCUCAAGGCUGCUUUUAAAAGUAAUUUUUCCAAACCUCUGAAAAUGUGCCUAGUGGCAGUUCACAACCCAAAAUCUGUGUUGUGUUCUUUCUCUGUGAAGUACUGUUAUUGAUUAUUUUGGGGCUAAUGAUAUUUCCUCAGUUUUAAUAGGAGGCAUCAUGACACCUCUUUACUGCUUGAACUGUAAAUGAAAAGAAAAAAGACAAAACAAACACUUUUGUAACAUUCUGCACGAAUGCGUCUGCAGAUCCAACACUCUGUCAGGAAAGGCGGUCAGUUUUGCGUCAACUUCAGCAGGGCUUUUUUUUUUCUGCGGCGAGGCUCCUCGCACGUGCUCCUUCCAGCGACGGCAGCAUAUGCCCGCGGACUUGCCGCGGGAGCAAGCAGCAAGCAACACCACCGCCAAAAUGUGUUUGGGGUGCCGAAAAUGGCAGCACGGAGAAAAGUCUGUUCACACUCAUCAACACAUGAGCAGAGCUGUGAAUAGGAUGCAAGAUGGGGAGAGAGAGAAGCACAGCAAGAGUCCAUGUUUGUCAGCGAUCCACUCACUGCUACUGUAUAUACUGUAUUGUAGUAUAACCCUGUGUCAUACAUGCUGCUUGUAUGAUUAUCAUUGUACCCAGAGAAGAAAUUAUGUUCUGUAAUUGUCUCUAUUUGAAGAUGUUUUGCCGGUGGCUGUGUCUUUAUGUGGAUGUGUUUCACAAAUGCAACAGGAAAGCCUGAUGUGCUGCUGCCCAGCCUCUGUUUUUGAUGCUGUUCUACUUACUAAUGCUGAUGAGAGGUGUUCACGGUUUAUCUGAAGCUGUAUGAUCAACACUUUUUGGGGGCUUGAUGAAUCAGAGGUGUAUUUUGUAGUGUCCUGAUCUCUUAAGUGGUGCAUAUAUUUUACUUAGCUGGACUGAAUCCCACGUGUUGAUUCUAUCUGGUGGUGAAAAUCGCCAUUAAACCCACAAGCUUUA
Molecule: messenger RNA, 2506 nt
Organism: Acanthopagrus latus (yellowfin seabream)
Lineage: Eukaryota; Metazoa; Chordata; Actinopteri; Spariformes; Sparidae
Gene: pkib
Product: protein kinase (cAMP-dependent, catalytic) inhibitor beta
Exons: 4
Coding region: 455-679 (74 amino acids)
Biological process (GO): negative regulation of cAMP-dependent protein kinase activity
Cellular component (GO): nucleus; cytoplasm
Molecular function (GO): cAMP-dependent protein kinase inhibitor activity
Source: RefSeq, a predicted model, not a curated record